AUGGCCAAUGCGAAUCCUAUUCGUGAACUCAAACUUCAUAGUCCAGCAGGUGUUGAGCCAGCUGUAUUUACUUGGCCGAGUGUUGAACGACAGAAUACGAAAAAAGAUGGCGUAUUUGUUGGUGGUGAUGAGAUUGUCAAAACAAUUCGUUUAGUUUUCGAAGAUUAUCCUGAAUUGUAUCAACAAAAUCUUGGUCUUUCGACAUGCGACAUACAUUCAUAUACACAAAUGAAAGAACUGUGCGAUAAAUUCAAUAAAAUUAUUGAUACGCACAUUAAAUUAAAUCGAGGCACAGAAGCGUUUUCUGCCCGUCUGGAACAACGUGCCACUUCGAAACUAUUUCGUCAUAUUCUUGCUCAAGUGUACAGCCGAGCGGUGAUUGAUCCAGAAAAACUACGUGAUUAUGAACCAUUUUCACCCUCAGUCUAUGGUGAAACGUCACCUGACUUGAUCGAUUCGAUACUUAAAGUGAUGAACCUAACCGAAGAUCAAACCUUCAUUGAUCUCGGCUCAGGUGUUGGAAAUGUCGUCCUGCAUGUCGCUGCAUUAGCCAAUUGUAAACAUGUCUAUGGAAUUGAAUACGAACAAACGCCGGCAGGUUAUGCGCGUGCCAUGGCGGAUGAAUUUCGUUCCUGGAUGCGUUGGUACGGCAAACAGUACUCUGAUUUUCAGUUGGAACAAGGCGAUUUCUUGGUGCAUGAGAUGAUUGACGAAAGAAUUAAAGAAGCUGAUGUGAUUUUUGUGAAUAACUAUGUGUUUGGCUCGAGAGUGAAUCAUGAGUUGAAGGUGAAAUUCAUGAGUAUGAAAGAUGGGGCAAGGAUAGUAUCAUCACGAGAAUUUUGUCCGGAAACGUUUCGAUUGAAUGAUCGAACGAAAAACGACUUAGGUGCUGUUAUGCAUGUGACGAAGCCCGAAGAGUUCUUUGGCAAAGUUAGUUGGUCGGAUAAAUCUGUGCAAUAUUAUCUUCAUGUCAUCGACCACAGCAAAUUAGCACUGUAUUAUGAAAGGAUGCAUCAAUCACACGGAAAAGGACCUCGAUCGAUUCAUACGAAAUCGAAUGACGAUGACAACUCUCUAUCUCCAUCAUCCAACAAUUCAUCUUCAACGAAUCCCUCAUCAAACGGAAAACAUCAGCGUCAAACAAAAAUUAUUUCUCACCAGCGACCUGACAAGACUGAUGAGAAUCUAUUACCUCAUCAUGCUUCAAAGCAUUCGAAUCGGAAACGCAAAAGCAAUUCGUCGACAACUAACAAAAAGUCUCAUUCUGAUAAAAGUCAAUUCGACUACGAAUCCGAUCUUUCCAAUGACGAACUUUUCACUUCAAAACGUCAUCGCACAUCAUCGAAAGAUUAUCAUUCAACUUUGAAUGAUCUACAUCCCACUAGUCAAACUUAUUCAUCAUCAAACCACAAUGAACGUUUCAACUAUCGCCAUAUGACAAAACUAGCCAAUGAAAAUCUCGACAUUCGCCAUUUCCGGGAUUGUUUAUCCGAACAAGAAGAUCAACAAUUCUUCGAUUCGAUUAACACUUAUCUGGAUCACUUUCGACAACGUCUCUUUUCAUAUUUUACCUAUAUGAAGUCAAACGCUUACCGUGAACAUUUGAAACAACAAGUUGAGAAUGAGAAAGAGCUAAACCAAGCAUUGAAGACGAAAGUUAGUUGUCUGGAGAACAACAUCAAGCUGUUACUUGAAGAUACAAUAAAUUUACUAAAAUUACGUACGAAUGAGUUGGGCAUCGAGGAUCUCGAGCGACCAGUUCAACUAAUAACUUACGCCAAUGAUAUAUCAAGUAAACACAAAGAACUUCGAUCGAAAGUCGUUACAUUGGAAAAAGAAAUUGCUGAAUAUGAUCAAGAAAACGAAAGAUUAUCAGUUAUUUUACAAUCGAUUCAAACCAACGGCCAUCAUUCGUUGACGAGCAAUCAUUCUAUUAAUGAUAACACUUAUUCAACAUUAUUAGCAAGUAUGAGCAAACAGACUCAGCAACAAGAAAGUACCAAGCAAUCGUAUCCCACGCUGGAGAAGGGAACCACAUUACGAUCAAUUGAAUAUCCAUCCUCUUCAAAUCCAAUUUCCGCAUCAUCGUUCGACAUAAAGAAAGUGGAAAGGAAAUCCGGAUUUACUAUUCCGAAAAAGGUGAAGAAAACUUCGGAUAGUAAUUCGAUGAUUUCACCAACUAAAACGACUGAUAAACGUCCAGGAGCACAAUCUGGGCAAUCUCAAUCACUGACAACAUCUGCGAGUGCCAACAGCCUUCUCUCUGCUAAACAAUUAGAACCCGUUCAAGUUCAUUCAGUUGGGCAACAAUCUAAACAACAACAAAAACCACCGCAAGCAGCCGUUAUUCAAUCGGUUAGUGUCAAAACAUUGCUCAGUAGUCCAUCGUCAUCAAAUACAAAAACAUCUCAACUAGCUGAUGAGAUCAGUCGAUCGAUGAUUAUGCAAUCACCGCGUAAAAAACGUGAUUUCUAUGGUAAAUCAUCUGGUCCGUCGGCAACAUCUCCUUCGUCUUCGAGAUCAUCAAACUCAUCACCGAAUGCGAAAUCUCAUCGUCAUUCGAGCACAGCUGAUUCCCCAUCGACAAAUACGCGUCCCUCAUCUACACCAGCAUGUACAGCCACUGUUCCCUCAACCACUCUACCAGACCGACCUGUUUCCAUCCCUCCAUUAAAAUCUUCCACCUAA
Messenger RNA from Adineta ricciae, 2688 nucleotides. The record is from the annotation of a GenBank genome assembly. NCBI's taxonomy places the organism in Eukaryota, Metazoa, Rotifera, Eurotatoria, Adinetida, Adinetidae.